Molecule: messenger RNA, 153 nt
Organism: Colletotrichum tamarilloi
Lineage: Eukaryota; Fungi; Ascomycota; Sordariomycetes; Glomerellales; Glomerellaceae
Exons: 1
Coding region: 1-153 (50 amino acids)
Source: RefSeq, a predicted model, not a curated record
AUGUCUGGCGGGCUGGCGACCGCAUGCGGGUAUACAGAACUAGCGUCUACGGAUGCUAGCUGGCAAUACAUGCGCCAGUCCGUGCGCAUCAGAAGUAGAGUACGAAAGAUCCAGCAGAGAGAGCAAAGGAGACUGCUGAGUGGUGAGUGGUGA